Molecule: messenger RNA, 1109 nt
Organism: Perkinsus marinus ATCC 50983
Lineage: Eukaryota; Perkinsozoa; Perkinsida; Perkinsidae
Product: U5 snRNP-specific subunit, putative
Exons: 10
Coding region: 16-1053 (345 amino acids)
Cellular component (GO): catalytic step 2 spliceosome
Molecular function (GO): protein binding; RNA binding
Source: RefSeq, a predicted model, not a curated record
GUUGUCGUCAUCUCCAUGGCCUUGGUAGCUUCCACAGUACAGCAAAGCCUUGCCGUUGGUGGUGAGGAAAGCAGUGUACUAUCAAAGCCUCUAGAGGCCAACAGGAGAUCCAAACUGCAGGCUCCCACGAUGCUCCUCACGGGUCACGAAGCUGAGGUCUUCUGCUGUGAUUUCAGCCCUGAUGGCGCCAACUUGGCGAGCGGUGGAUUUGACAAGAACAUACUGGUCUGGAAGGUGUACGGUGAUUGUGACAAUUGGUGUAUUCUUAAAGGCCAUGAGAAUGCUGUUUUAGAGGCACACUGGAGCUCAACCGAGCCGAAUAAGAUAGUCUCUUGUAGUGCUGAUAAGUCGGUAGCAUUGUGGGAUGUGGAAGAGGGCAAACGUAUAAAGAAGCUGCGAGGCCACGGGGCGGUGGUGAAUUCAUGUCAAGUGUCGCGAAGAGGAGUGCCUCUUGCGGUGUCUGCUGGUGAUGAUGGUAGUAUCAAGUUAUGGGAUCUCCGCGUCCGUCGGUGCGUACAGACUAGAGACCACCAGUAUCAAGUCCUAUCUGUUACCUUUGAUGACACCGCCACCAGGAUAUUCGCAGGCACUUUGGACAACCAGAUCCUCUCGAUGGAUAUCCGUAACAUGGAGGCGGAGCAGAACGUUAUUGAGCUUGGCCCUGAGCAUGAUGAUUCUAUCACUGGCUUGGCGGUAUCGAACGAUGGCAACUUCCUGCUCAGCAACUCUAUGGAUAAUUCGGUGAAGCUAUGGGAUAUUCGACCUUUUGUUGUUCACGAUAGUCAGAGGUUGAUGCAUCACUUCACUCGAGGCGUUCAGCACAACUCUGAGCGGAACCUGCUUCGUGUCCGUUGGAGCCCUGAUGACCAAUACUUCACUACGGGCAAUGCUAAGCGAGUGGUGAAUGUGUGGGAUGUCAGGUCUCGAGAGAUCCUCUAUACUUUGCCUGGCCACACAGGAUCGGUCAACGAGGUGUGCUUCCAUCCCUCGGAGCGUUACGUAAUUGCCAGUGCCUCCAGCGAUAGGACUAUCUAUUUGGGAGAACUAGCUUGAUUGAUGAGGAACGUCACGGGGAAGUAUGCAGCCGCUCUACUGCCCUGUUUCAUAAG